Molecule: messenger RNA, 1525 nt
Organism: Paramecium sonneborni
Lineage: Eukaryota; Ciliophora; Oligohymenophorea; Peniculida; Parameciidae
Source: the annotation of a GenBank genome assembly
AUGAAUAAGUAUACUCUAUAAUUUAGAGAUGCCACAACUGAAAGUAAAUUUAGAUAAUAAGCUGCCGAUAGUGUUUAAAUACCUACUUUUAAAUUUUGUGCAUACUCUUCCAUUUUAUACUUUGUGGUUUCUUUGAUAUUCCAAAUAAUUAAGCUUGAUGUUCGAACCAUAAUCACAAGAGUGAUAGCAGUAAUUAUGCUCAUGAUAACUUUAUUAAUUGUAAAAAAAAAUAAAGGCUAAGUAAAUAAGGGGCUCGUUAUAAUUAAUUUAUUGAUUGCAGCAUUUGAGUAUGAGCAAGAUGAUUCUUAUGAUGAAUUGAAUUAUUACCUUUAUGGAUGUAAUACUAUGCUUAUUCACACAAUAAUAAUUUUUACUUAAAGUUUCAAUUAUGCUGUGGUGUCCAACUUUGCUAUGUUAGUUAUAAGAUUAUCUGUCACUGGUCUUUAUACAAAAAUUAGUUAUAUAUAAUUAGUGGUUGCAUUUAUAACUACCUUUGGCUUUAUUAUUAUUUUAUAUUAGUCUGAAAAAUUUUAAAGAUCUUCAUUUUUGAUGACUUUAAAAGAUAAUUCAUGGGGUAAAUAAAAUUAUUAUUUUAGAAAUUAUGCUGCCAUUUAUUUUAACAAAACCAUUUCUUGUGUUUACUUUUGACCAAGAUUAAUUUUCAUAUUAAUUAAAAAUGAUUAAUAAAUUGGGUUUUCCUUUUGAGAAUAAUAAUAUUGUUCAUUAAUUUUUAAAAGAUGCCAAAUAUGGAAACUCAACUUUAUAGGAAUAUAUUUAUUUCUAAAUAAUAUCUUGUAAUCCUUCUUCAUUUUAGCCUUUUGUUUAAGAAUUACAAAUUAUAUUUAAAAAGAAAAAAAUAUAAUUAUUGAUUUCAGGUUGCUAUUUGGGACAGCCUAAUUUUAUUAUCGUAUUUUAAUCAGAGGAUAAGGAUAUUAGACAGAUGCAAAAAUUAUUUUAUUAAUAACAUUAAAUGUACUUGAAAUAUUUUUUAAAACAUAUUCGACAAACAUGCAAGUUUUUAAAGUCUAUUGUUGAGCAAAAUUAAAUAAAUUUAGCAAUUAAAUUGUUAAUAUCUCAUAAACAAAGUUUACUAUUUGAAGAUUAAAACUUAAAGAAAUUGAAAAACAUCAAUCCACACAAAACAAUAGAUAAAUUAUGUAAUUAUUUUAGGAGAAUUAAUUUUAAAAUUAAAUUCACAAAUACAAACUUUGAUGAAAUUCUUACAAUAAAACCUUGUUUUUUAAUGUUUUUAUAUGAGAUUUUUAAAAAUAUGGAUAGGAAUCAAAUUUAUCAUUUAAAAUCUUUUUAAUCAAAUAAACAAUACAUUAUUUUUUUGAUAGGAAUGACAGAAUAUCCAAAAACGAACUUGUUUUAAUUUUGUACAAAAUGUUUAAUUGAAUAAAUAGUUGAAAAAGAUAAUAGUAUAAAAUUAAAUAAAUUAGGUUUGUAAUUUGUAUUUUUGGAUACUCCUUUAAUUUCAUAUUAUAAAUCAAAUAUAAAAGCAUUUGCCAAUCCGUAUGAAUGA